Messenger RNA from Peniophora sp. CBMAI 1063, 951 nucleotides. Lineage: Eukaryota; Fungi; Basidiomycota; Agaricomycetes; Russulales; Peniophoraceae. The record is from the annotation of a GenBank genome assembly.
AUGGCUCGAGCGCUUGACGGAUCGCACGGCGAAUUGGACGGGUUUCUCCUUGCACCUAUCCUAUCGGAGGACGAAUGGGAAGACGACAUCCCCGAGCCACGCUCUGGGCACGAUCACGACACUCGCGGAAGACGAUUGGUAGAUCCCGAGAGACAGGUUGUUGAUAUGCCUUCUUCCCGUUGGAAGACAGCAAAUGAUCUCGAGAACUUGACUGCAAGGCAGCGGCGGGCUCUCCGUAUCGAGUUCAGGCUACGCAUGGUACACCUCGAUGAGAUUCUAUAUCUCAUACGCCAAGGUCUUGUUGAUCAAGCCCAUACCUACCGAAGCGAGAUACGAUCUUCUGCGGCGCAUCCCUCAUACCUGAAGGACAAGAAGGCUCGCAGCAAAGCACGUACGCAGGGAAAGGAGGUGCGCGUACUGGCUCAGAUUUACGCUGUCUCCAGGGAGCGCACGAUGGCAGUAUGUCCCGCAGAUGAGCUGGAGCUCCUCGCAAAGCGCUACAAAGUUUUGACUGGGGACGACAUUCGGUGCGAUACUGCCACCUACGCGCCCACAAGUUCCGAUCGCUUCGAAUUGCCCUGGAUAUGGAAGAUGAACAGAAGAGCCGAUGAGACCGAUGACGAGUAUCUUUCAAAGUGUGAGUCCAGGCUGUACCUUUAUCUGGGUAUCGAAGAGAUGGUUGAACGGUCGAUAGUCUUCCGUACUCGUUGGAUCGAGGCGAAGUCUACACUUCAGCGUUGCAAGGAGGAGAUUAUCAUUCUAGAGGCAGAGAUGAUCCGAUGCAUACUGGGCUGUCGCUAUCGGGCAGCGACUUGGGGUAGCAGAGCAUCGUGCGCUCGGGAUCUCUCGCCGGGUCACCAGGCCUUCGCUCAGAAGCGACGGUAUGUCUGGAAAGAUCUUGGGGCUCGCGCGGUCGAAAUUUUUGCGCAGUUUGGCGUGGGAUUGCCGUAA